Molecule: messenger RNA, 4662 nt
Organism: Arachis ipaensis
Lineage: Eukaryota; Viridiplantae; Streptophyta; Magnoliopsida; Fabales; Fabaceae
Source: RefSeq, a predicted model, not a curated record
CCCGAACAAAUCAGAUAUGCAAUGGCGAAGAUUAUCACAAAUUCCCUUUUUCUACUGCUGGGAGCUCUUUCUUUCGUAGCAACGAUCCAAGGCCAGGAUCAAUCAGGAUUUAUUAGCAUAGACUGUGGAUUGCCUGAAAAUUCUAACUACACUGAGAAGAAUACAGGAAUCAAUUACAUUUCAGAUGCUAAUUUCAUUGAUUCUGGUGUAAGUAAAACUGUGUCGCCCCAAGAUAAGACUACUCAUCCACAAUACUUUACUUAUCUUCGGAGCUUUCCUUAUGGAACAAGAAACUGUUACAGAAUAAAUGUAACAAGUGUUACUAGAUAUUUAAUCAGGGCUAGUUUCCUGUACGGAAACUAUGACGGUCUUAAUAAGCUCCCAGAAUUUGAUCUUUAUCUUGGAGUUCAUUUUUGGGACACGGUGAAAUUCACAAAUUCAUCCGUCAGCAUAAACUAUGAAAUUAUACACACUCUAUCGACGGAUUAUAUCCAUAUCUGUAUGGUUAACAAAGGCAAAGGGACAUCAUUCAUUUCAGUCAUAGAAAUGAGGAUUUUGGACAAUGUCAACAAUACUUAUACCACUCAAGAUCCAACUACGUCAUUGGCACGUUUUCGAAGGUUGGAUGUUGGUAUCAGCAACUUAACCUACAGGCGAGUCCCUUUUUUGCAUAACCAAAAAAAUUACAGGUAUGAAGAUGAUCCAUAUGACCGGAUAUGGGAGCCUUAUUGGGACGACAAGUGGACACAAUUAAGCAGUGGAUUUAGCAGUGAUAACUUGAUUCAGAAUGACUUUAAAGUACCAGCAGUUGUGAUGGAGACUGCAGCUACACCAAAAAAUGCUACUGCCUCAUUAGACUUCCAGUGGGAGGAUGAUUAUGCAGAUAACAAUGAAACUCAGCACCAAUACUAUUUCUACUUACACUUCGCUGAGUUUCGGAAGCUAGAGGAAAAUCAAACAAGCUCAUUCAAUAUCUCCUUAAAUGACGUGCCUUGGGUAAGAAGGGAACUUGUAUACGGUAUUGCAUACACCAGAUAUACUACAAGCCCUUUGUUUGGACACAAAAACUUUCACAUUUCAAUUAUUCGGGCAGAAUCUUCCUCCGUUCCACCAAUCAUCAAUGCUCUUGAGAUUUAUUUAGUGAAAGAUUUCUCAUCACAGUUAGAAACCCAAAAAGAUGACGCGGAUGCAGUCACAAACAUGAAGAGGACUUAUAAAGUGGACAGUAAAAACUGGGAAGGAGAUCCAUGUGCACCCAUUGCAUACAAGUGGCAAGGUGUAGACUGUACCUCUUAUGAUGGCUUUCUAAGAAUCACAUCCUUGAAUUUGUCUUCAAGUGGACUGACCGGACAUAUAGCAGUUGAUAUAUCCAAGCUUACCAUGUUAAAGUCCUUAGAUUUAUCAAACAAUGAGUUAAGGGGGACUAUUCCUUCUUUUCUGGCACAACUGCAAUCACUAGAAUACUUGAAUUUGGCAAACAACAACCUAACAGGUUCGGUUUCAAACGAACUCCUUCAAAAACAAAGUGAUGGUCUAUUAUCCUUGAAUGUGGGGCAAAAUCCAAAUCUAUGUGCAUCAACUUCAUGUAUCUCGCAAUCAACUGAUACAAGAAAGAAAGAGAAUAAUGCAGUUAUUGCAGUGGUAGCAUCAAUUGCGGGGAUAUUACUGCUUCUAGUGAUUAUAGCCGCAUUUAUAAUCUUCCUCCAGAGAAAGCAAUAUGCCUGGUUCGAGAGGGAGCACAAGUCGCUUGUGGGAAUGGCUUCUAGUAUCACCAUGGAGCAUGUUGAGUCUCAAAGGGGAAGGGAUACUAUUCUUUCUCAAUGGGGAGGCAAGAAGAGUCGUUCUUCAAGUGAGCCUAGAGGUAAGGACUCUAACUUCUUAGAAGAAAGAGUUUCUAUGUUGGAAAAUGUUCUAUCCUCUACGGAUGAGCGGUUCCAAAGGAUAGAACAUGACAAGGAGACCCUCGAGGCUCACGUAUUAGGAGAACUAGAUGCUUUCAAAGAAAGCAUGCUCCAAAUCGAAGAGAAGCUUGAGAAUUCCUUAAAGAUAUUUGAGGAAGUUCGAGUUUGGUUCGAGGAGGCAAAAUCUCAACCAACCAUUAUAAGGGAGACGACAAAGAUUGAUCUCCCCAAGCCAAAGGAGUUCAAGGGCGUAAGGGACGCUCGCGAAGUGGAGAACUUCCUAUGGCAAAUGGAGAGGUACUUCGAAGGCCAAGGGGUGGUCGAAGAAGCAAUAAAGGUACGCACUGCAGCUGUUAAGGAUGUCGAUGAGGCCAUCGUGGUGGCCGAAUCACUCACUGAGUAUCAUAGGGGAGACUCUAAACCCAAGUCUUCCUCCAAGCCUAGUUCUGCUAAAGGUGGGGGAGACAAGGGGAAGAGUUUCUCAACCAAGAAGGAAGGAAAAUACUCUUCAAAGAAAGAGUACGAAGAAAAGAAGAAGGCUUUCGUGCCCAAAGGAGGAUGCUUCGUGUGCAAGGGACCACACCAAAUGAAGGAUUGUCCCAAGCUAGGGACUUUGGCAUCUAUCGCCGAGGAACGAGAAGCUCAAAUUCAAGUAACUGAGUGUGUUGGAUCUAUCCAACACAUAAAUGCUGUGAAGAGAAAAGAGGCAAGCACUGUAGAAAAGAAAGGCUUAAUGUAUGUCAAAGCCUUUAUCAAUGAAAAACCUGUCAUGGCUAUGAUCGACACUGGUGCUACACACAACUUCAUCACGCCUGAUGAAGCAAGGAGGCUUGGGUUGAAGAUCACCGAAAAUAAUGGUUGGUUCAAACCCGUAAAUACCAAGGGUGGACCCCUUAAGGGAGUAGCAAAAGGGGUUGAGAUGACUCUUGGUUCUUGGAAGGGCCUUGUAGAUUUCUCAGUAGCACCCAUGGAUGAUUUUAAAAUAGUCAUCGGGCUCGAUUUGCAAAGGAAGGCAAAUAUAAUACCUAUGCCAUACUACAAUAUAGUAUGCGUCAUGGAGAAAGGGUCUCCAUGCAUGGUCCCUACAAUCUCAAAGGCUGGAGGAAUUCCGAUGCUCUCGACCAUGCAACUCAAGAAAAGUUUCAAGAAGGGAGAGACUACAUAUUUGGCUCUAUUACAAGAGGAGUCAAUAUCCGAAAGAGAAGACGUUCCUCCCAAAAUUAAGGAAGUCAUUGAAGAAAAUAAGGAUGUGAUGCCUCCCGAGUUGCCAAAGCAGUUACCACCUAGAAGAAAGAUGGAUGACAACAUUGAAUUGGAGUUAGGAGCGAAACCGCCUAUCUCAAAACCAUACAGGAUGUCGGCCAUUUCUAUGGUGGAAGGAGAUAUUGUGCAUACCAUCAAGGAAGGGUUGCAUCACGACCCAUUAGCCAAGAAGUUGGUGGAGUUGGCUAGAGAAGGACAUGCUGCUAGGAACAUUAUUCUUGGGAAACGUCGUAGUUCAAUUAAGGGGUCAGAAUUGGAAUCGAAGCAACGACAAUAUUCAUUUAAUGAGGUUGUUAAGAUGACCAACAACUUUGAUAGGAUUCUUGGCAGAGGUGGAUUCGGAACAGUUUACCAUGGCUUUAUUGAAGACAUUCAAGUGGCUGUCAAGAUGUUUUCUCUAUCUUCAGUGCAUGGAUAUCAACAAUUUGUUGCAGAGGUUAAGCUUCUAAUGAGAGUACAUCAUCGAAAUCUGACUUCUCUUAUUGGCUAUUGCAAUGAAGAAACUAAUAUAGGACUCAUCUAUGAAUAUAUGGCAAAUGGAAAUUUAGAUGAACAUCUUUCAGGAAAAAACAACCGGAGAAGGUCCUUGAAUUGGGAAGAUAGACUUCGAAUAGCAUUAGAUGCCGCCCAAGGAUUGGAAUAUCUGCAUAAUGGUUGUAAGCCACCUAUAAUCCACAGAGAUGUAAAAUGCACAAAUAUUCUAUUAAAUGAAAACUUGCAUGCCAAACUCGCUGAUUUUGGAUUGUCCAAAUGCUUUGCGGCUGACGGCGAUACGCAUGUGUCGACAAUUGUGGCGGGAACUCCAGGCUACCUAGAUCCUGAGUAUACAACAUCAAACAGAUUGACAGAGAAAAGUGAUGUGUAUAGUUUUGGAGUAGUUCUUUUAAGGAUAAUCACAGGUCAGCCAGUAGUAAUGGUAAGGGAAGACAUGAUUCAUCAUAUAAGUCAGCGUAUUAAUACAAUGGUUACUAGAGGGGAUAUAACAAAAAUUGUUGACUCAAGAUUACAAAAAGAUUUCGACAGCAACUCUGCAUGGAGAGCAGUUGAAAUAGCAAUGACCUCUGUGUCUGCCAUUUCAGUGGAAAGACCAUACAUGAGUGAUAUAGUGAAAGAGCUAAAGGAGUGUUUGGCUGCAGAAUUAGCUCGAAAACAUACUAGUUGUGACCUUCAAAAUGAAGAUUUGGUUGGGCAGGUGAGUCUAAACUUGAUUAGUACUGAUAUCACUCCCAUAGCUAGGUAGGUUCAUAGUUCAUUUCUAAUUAAUACUAUUACCACUGUACUAAAGUAAAAUAAAAUAGCUUCGGAAUUAUGUUGCAUUUUAAGUUCAAUUUGUUGUAAUAAUAGCUAGCAAGUUAGCUAUUUUAUCUUUUAAUUUGUUGCUUUGUAUUUUAUUAUAUAUAACAAGAUCUGUUAUAUUCAGUUAUCAUCGAAUAAUUAAGUUUUGUGUCUUGUAUGUUUAGUGAGAUUAUCAUAAUAAUUUAUCUAAUAAUUGAAUUGA